GGAUCAACUACUGGCUCUCCAUCCAGGGGACGAAGUUGCGGUUAUCCCGCCUAUUAGUGGAGGUUAGCCGGGGGAAGACACCCCCCCAGUUCUUAUUUCUAGAGGUAUCAUGAAUGAAAGUGAGGAUGAGCCACACGACUUGAUUAAACUAAAGCAUGAAAAGCUCUCGGUGGAUGAAAUUUCAGCACUCGUGACUUCCCCCUGCUGUGGGGCUGUGUCUUUGUUUAUAGGCACUACCAGGAAUAACUUUGAGGGGAAAGAGGUGCUACAGUUAGAAUAUGAGGCAUAUGAAUCCAUGGCAGAAGCAGAAAUAAAGAAAAUAUGCACAGAUAUUAGAAUGAAAUGGCCUUCAGUGAAACAUAUAGCAAUACAUCAUAGACUUGGGUUGGUUCCUAUUAGUGAAGCGAGUGUGAUCAUAGCUGUCUCUUCCCCUCAUAGAAAAGAAUCUCUUGAGGCUGUGCAGUAUGGUAUCAAUACUUUGAAAGCAACUGUGCCUAUAUGGAAAAAGGAGGUCUAUAAAGACGAGUCUUGCUGGAAAGAAAACAAAGAAUGCUUUUGGGUCAAGAAAGAAAAAUAGAGUAUUUCUGACAGGUUCCCGGAAUUCCUACCUAUGUUGAAAUAAUAUGGAGGACAAUCAAUUGCAGCCACAAUCAGAGUUAAUCUUAGAGUGUCACUGUCUAAGAUCUGAGUUUCUCCAGAUGGACAGUGCAUGAAUGUCUUUUUCUGGUAAAAUAUACCAGAUGGGCAGGAUAUAAAACAAACAAACAAACAAACAAACAAACAAACAAUGUUUUUCUUAUGACCCUCAAACUUGAAUGAAAGAAGAAUCUUACUUCUUGGAGCAUAAUUCUGCAUGUUUUAACAGCCUUUCCCCCUGCUGGGUUCCAGGCACAAAUAUAUGAAUAGAAAGAAGACCAUAUGCAUGCAGUGCGUCCACAGUGUUUUAAAGUGCACUGGUUCCAUGACUGACUGAAAUUUGAACUUGAAGUAGAGUGGUAUGCGGCCAUCUUGUGCCCUGUAGUUGAGUUGGCAUACAAUUUCCUUUCACCUACAACUCCAUUCAUGAGUUUCUUUCAACCUAUUGAGAUAACAUUUUUCAUGUAUAUGCAUUCUUCCAUGAUGCUUAGAAAAAUUAAAGGCACACAGUUAAAAGAACAGUUCCUAACGAGCUCAGUGGUUUAAGGCGUUGGCUACAGAGCCAGAGGUUGGGAGUUCAGUGGGCUACUGAGAUGAAAUUGGUUGCACUGCAGGAUGACCUUUUCAGGGAGGCUGACGGGCAGAUGCACCUUGUUGGUAUUCUUGGAUCUCUCAGCGGAUUUUGAUACCAUUGACCAUGGUAUCCUCCUGGACAGGGUCUCUGAGAUUGUGAUUGGGGGCUUAGCAUGGAGCCGGCUCCAAUCCUCCUUGAGGACUGUGUCCAGAGAGUUCAGCUAGGGGAGGAGGUGUUGGCACUUUGGACCCUUUGGUGUGGGGUUCCUCAGUAUCCCCAAUGCUGUUUGACACCUAUGUUAAGCCGUUGGGGGAGGCCAUCAGCAGUUUUGGAGUAAGGUGUCAUCAGUAUGCAUGCAACUCUGCCUCUCUAUUACCACCUCUGCAGUGGAUACUGUCCGGACGCUGGAGAGUUGCCUGAUUGCCGUACUGGAAUGGACCAGAGCUAACAGGCUCAAACUGAUUUGUCCAGGGGGGAGAACACUGAUAGCUAUGGGGGGAUGGUCUCUAGGCUGGAUGGUAUUCCCCUCCAGUUCAGGGGCCAAGUGCGUAAUUUGGGCGUUCUUCUGGACCCAGCUCUUUCUUGGGAGUCCCAGAUUGCAGCCGUGUUCAGAUCAGCCUUUAACCAGCUUAGACUAAUCACCUAACUUCACCCCUAACUAGACAAGGACUCCCUCAGGACUUUGGUGCAGACCCUGGUCAUCUCCUGGAUUGACUACUGCAAUGCCCUCUAUGCGGGGUUCCCCUUGAACCUGAUCUGGAAACUUGAGCGGGUCCAGAAUGUGGCAGCCAGACUGGUGGUUGGUGUAAGUAAACUUGACUGCAUCAAAUUUCUGGCUUGUCUCCACUGGUUGCCCAUGGCGUCCCAUAUCAGGUUCAAGGUUUUGACACUCACAUACAAAGUAUUCCACGGUUC
Molecule: messenger RNA, 2125 nt
Organism: Pogona vitticeps (central bearded dragon)
Lineage: Eukaryota; Metazoa; Chordata; Lepidosauria; Squamata; Agamidae
Source: RefSeq, a predicted model, not a curated record